Messenger RNA from Acanthochromis polyacanthus (spiny chromis), 2839 nucleotides. RefSeq names its product oligodendrocyte myelin glycoprotein b (gene omgb). The transcript is spliced from 4 exons. Gene Ontology annotation, biological process: neuron projection regeneration. Lineage: Eukaryota; Metazoa; Chordata; Actinopteri; Pomacentridae. Gene Ontology annotation, molecular function: protein binding. The coding region runs from base 1336 to 2565 and encodes 409 amino acids. The record is from RefSeq and is a predicted model, not a curated record.
AGAGUGGGUCGGCUCACUGCUGCAAUUCUCUCUGUCUCACUCUCCCUCCCCUCAUGCAUUACUUUCCCCUAACCUGGAGCACCAGCUGCAUCGGAAGCCUGCAGAGCAGUGAGCAGGACAGGGGACGGUGCUAGCAGCCAGCAUGUUUCAUGCAACGCUACAACACCAAGACAAAAGAGCUUGAGCCCGUUAACUUCCAAGAACACAGAAAACUACAGAGGAUUGCAGCUGGAGCCAGAGGAAAAGGAAAGAUGACAGACAAACACUAGAAAAGAUGAGCCCUGACCCGUCCAUCCAUGGACUACAUUAGACCCCUGAAGGUGUUCUGUGGUAUCUGGCACCAAGAUGUUAGCAGCAGAUCCUUUAAGUUGCACACACACAGCACAUCCCACAGAUGCUUGACUGGAUUGAGAUCUGAGGAAUUUGGAGGCCAAGUCAACACCUCAAACUCGUUGUGCUCCUCAAAUCAUUCCUGAACCAUUUUUGUGCAUGAAAGACUCCACUAAACUGUUGCUGCUGUACAAUGAAAACAACCUGGACAAUGACCCACACAGAGAGAGCAAAGACGUAGCGUUCACCCGGAGUUCCCUCAACAGGAUGCAUAAUGCACUGCAGGACAUUCCUUAGCAGAUGGAAGAGUUUGCGUCUCUGCGAAAUGAGUCUGAGCAGGUAGGAGAAAGAGAGGAACUGCUACUGUUGUCCCGAAAGCUGUGCGGCAGCCUGGGAAACCACAUGGACAUCCUCUGAGACUCUGCUACAUUCCUGCAUUCAAAGGCUGGUGAAGAUAUCCUGGGAACUCAAGGCUAACAUUGGCAUGGCAUUAAUUUAACACUGCAGUGUCGACUUCAGUCUGACUGAGCACACUGGUCAUGUUUUCAUAAAAGUCAAAUCGGCAAUCCUAUUAGGUCGGACCUUGUAUCAUUUCUGGAUCACUUUGUACAUGACACAAGUCUGAACAAAGCUGUCACAUUAAUGGAUGGACAUGUAUGAGCAAUGGCAUGAUUUGGGGAGGAAUAUUUUCACUUUUCAGUACCAAUAUUCAUCCAAGAACAGUACAGAGUUUGUGUGGCAAUAUUACAGCACACCUUUUCUCAUUUGUUUUGGUGCAUGAUUUCAAAUAAUCCAAACAAAAAAUAUGCUAAAAUUGUUUUUUUUCUAGGUAUUCAGAACUAUUCCCUCUGAGUUUUUGCAUUACCUGCAGCAUCAGACAGCAGCAGGAUUCUUAUGUACAUCUCUAAAGAAAGAGCUGGUACAGUGGAACAACAGCGUUGGUAACUUCAUCAAAUUCUCAGUGAUAUGCAUUAUCCCAAGAGACCAUGAAAAGCAGAUCAGUACAUGAUCAUCGGUCUCCAUGUCUUCAGAUCAGAAAGAACCCUGACCAUGCCGGCGUGCUCUGCUUCUCUGGUCUGCCUGCUCCUCCUGCUACUGUGUGGGCUGCUCGGAGGUUUGGUGGUGUGUAUCUGCCCCUCUGUGUGUUCCUGCAGUGGGGGUCACCGUGUUGUGGAUUGCUCUUCAAGAGGCCUAACCAAACUACCGCCUGGUCUACAGCACAACAUUCGCUUUCUCAACCUCUCUUUUAACAGCUUGCAGGGCCUGGAUGGCCAGCUCAGCCACUAUGCCCACCUGCGAACCCUGGACCUGUCCUAUAACCGCUUGGAGAGUCUACCCCCUGCCUUGCCACGGUCUCUGUGGGACCUUCGCGCAGCAGGGAACCAUCUACGCACGCUAGACAAAAAUGACACAGCUUAUCACUGGAAUCUGAAAGUACUGGAUUUGUCAGACAAUGAGCUGGAAAGAGUGGUAUUUAUUAACAACACACUCUUAAGUCUCCAAGCUCUCAAUCUUAGUUACAACAGGUUUUGGACUGUACCAACAAAUAUACCGCAUAACCUGGAAAGCAUUGAUUUGUCACAUAACUAUCUGGUGCAGAUCUUACCCAGAUCGUUGGAUCGAUUGCCGAAGCUGGCUCAAUUCUAUCUGCAUGCUAACCGCUUCUCAUGGCUGUCUGAGGGGAUCUUUGAUAAGUUGAAUGGGCUGGAGGUGAUCACUCUUGGGGAUAACCCCUGGGCUUGUGAAGAAGAAGAAAACAUAACAAGACUCCUUAGAUGGGCUGAACAAACCCAUGCAACUGUCUUCGGCUGCCCCUGUUAUACAAGACCCAUCUGUGGGAAAACCCAUCUGGCAACAACAGGGAAGCACUCUGCUCUGUUCACAGAGCCACCACUCUGGGUUAACAGCAGAGGUGAGAGGCAUGAUGGUCAAUCACCUGCAAGGACUGCAGAUGCCACAUCGAGCUACCAGGCAAAAUCUGCACUUUUUGAAACUGGAAUUUAUCAGGACAAAAGAGGUGUGAAUGAAUCUGAGGACCAUAUUUUGUUUGUCUGGACAUCUUCCACAAGUUUUAGCAGUUUCUCCACGCGCACAAGCACAGCACAACCACAGUCUUCAAGCAAGAAGCCCAUAGUCGCUAACUCACGGAAUAAAGCCCAUGGACUCCACGGUGAGACGAAACAAACUGUUACCCUGAUGAUUGUAGUCAUGACAACUGCAUUCACCACCUUUUGAACCACCUGGACUGGAUACAGAACACAACAUCUGCCCUAUCAUUUUGGACAGUUAACAAAUUACAUUGCUUAGCAACCACAUUUUCAUUUCCCUUGUAAAAACUCUUGCAACCAUUAAGUCAGUCUGCUUUAAGUCAGUCAAUCCUUUGAAAAUUCAGUACACAAAGAUUAUCUGUAUAAAGACAGAAAAUUACUCAGAAGAUUUAAUACAUGGUUUGACUGGUGUGUUAAUGUCAAUGCUCAGCUGUUAGCAUAAAGUAAUGCUUGCACAUUGA